AUGGGGUGACAAAUUUAGCGUUGAUUUGAAUGUCAGCCAUGACGUCAUUCACGCACGAUCCCGAAUGUUCCGUGUCUUGUGGCCUCGAGCGCUUGAGCUCGACGCGUCUCCAUCACGCGGCAGAUGGCGCUUCCAACGGCCAACUUACUCAACGACAUUGUUUUGAGACUGUCUUCUGUUUAACAGUAAUAGAUUGAAUUCGCACUACAAAGAUGGCGCACGAAGGGCCUAGCGUCCGCGAAACAAGCUUGUGACGAGCUAUCGGAACAGCUAGCUCGUGCCUAGCGGUGUGGAAAAAGGUAAGAAAGACGAACGGGUGGCGCCCCGUGGGCGUCUCCGUGCCAGCUAUGUGAAUGAUCGACAUGCCUUUGUACCUUGUUUUAAAGCUGGCAUGCCUCAGACGCGUUGGGAAUUGCUCCGUUAUCAGGACUCUAUUCUUCUCUUGGUAGUAGGAUAUGCUGUUGAUGAACUUCCGUCAAUCUGCAGUCGCGCUUUUAGCUUCCGCGCGCCUGGUUCUGACUUCCACCAGCAGCGAGCAUGACCAGUUCAAAGACGUGACUUGGGAUGACCAGAAUUGGGUUAUAGCGACACAUGCUCUGGAUCAAGGCCACUACCAAUCGCGCUUGACGCUCGCAAAUGGUUACUUUGGCGUUAAUGUGGCAUCCGCAGGUCCUUUUUUCGAAGUCGACGAGCCAGUAAAUGGCGACGUCAUAAGCGGAUGGCCAUUGUUCAGCAGACGACAGACUUUCUCGACGAUCGCAGGCUUCUGGAACAGCCAACCACGAACGAACGGAUCAAACUACCCUUGGCUAUAUCAGUAUGGGUGGGAAAGCUUUACUGCAGGUAUUCCACACUCGAGCGGCCUGGCUGUUGAAGCGAACGGCCAUUUCUUGAAUGCGUCGGUCAAUCCCGACCACAUUUCGGAUUUUGUAUCGAGUCUGGAUGUAAAAGCUGGAAUAGCGAGCUGGCGAUAUAACUGGAAGCCGGGAGGCUCCGGAGACGGAACUGUCGAUGUGGACUAUCAGAUGUUCGUGCACAAGCUUUACGUCAACAAAGCAGCUGUCAGGCUAAGACUUACGGCGACGCGCGAUCUGAAUGUAACGGUCUACGAUGUUUUAGACGGUGAUUGCGCUGUUCGCUCAGACUUUGUCGACAAGAAGUUUGAGGAAGAUACCCCUACGAUUUGGUCUGCUGUCAGCCCCGGAAACAUUACCGACGUCAAGGCCUACGUAUAUUCGACUUUGGGUGGUAGUGACUGGGUGAACCUUACUUCUCGUAGCAGAGUAGCAGAGGGAAUCUUUAGCGGUGGCAAUGGCUCAAGCAUUGCCCAGUCGCUGCCUGUUGAGUUAGUCGCUUUCCGUCCCACCGAAAUCACGAAGUUCAUUGGAGUCGCGUCGACCGAUGCCUUCCCAGAUCCACAGAGCAUAGCGCGCAACGCUUCACUUUCCGGCGCUGAAGAGGGCUACUACAAGCUGGUUCACUCUCAUAUAGAGGAAUGGGAGUCGAUUCUAACACCAGACUCGGUCGAUGAUUACCAUCUGCCGAAUGGAUCUCUGCCUGAGGAUCCAGACGUGCGGGAGCUGCAUAUCAUGGCGCGAACCAACCCUUUCUACUUAUUGUCAAACAUGGUCGGACCGAAUGCUGUAGCUGCGGCUAACAACAACACGAAGCUCGACAUCUACAGCAUACCAGUUUGCGGGCUGGGCUCAGACUGCUAUGGAGGUAUGAUUUUCUGGGAUGCAGACGUAUGGAUGGCACCUGGGGUGCAAGUAUCACAUCCGCAGCAUGCCCAAAACGUUAUCAAAUAUCGUGUGGAGCACUUCGACCAAGCGCAACGUAAUGUCGAAACUGCGUACCAAUCGAGCAAAAAUCAAACAGGCAGGUUCACGCCUGGAGGGGCUGUAUAUCCAUGGACAAGCGGACGAUUCGGCAACUGUACCGGAACUGGCGCUUGCUUUGAUUACGAAUAUCAUCUCAACGGAGACAUCAGCCUCGCCAUGAACAACCACUUGAUCAUCACCGGAGACGAAGAAUACUUCAACGACACCCUGCUACCAAUCUCGAACGCCAUUGCGCAUUUCUUUGGUCAAUUGCUGGACUUCAACGAAACCUCUGGCGCGUAUGAGCUGUGGAAUGCUACCGAUCCGGACGAGUAUGCCAACCAGGUCAAUAACAUCGGGUUUACUACAGCACUCAUGGAACGUCACUUUCUUGAGACAAACGAGUUCAAUAGCUGGUUUGGACGCAGUCCCAACGCUAGCUGGGCGGAUAAGGCUUCCAAGAUGCGACUCCCAAUCAAUGAGAAGGCCGGCAUCAUUGUUGAGUAUACUGGCAUGAAUGGGUCAGUAGCCGUCAAGCAGGCCGAUGUUGUUCUGGUGGACGAUCUGCUACAUUACCCCAACCCCUACAGCCUGUCCAACCUGGACUAUUACGCGGCAAAGCAGUCUCUCGAUGGUCCCGCGAUGACUUACUCUUCAUUUGCUGUUGUCGCGAACGAAGUGUCGCCAUCCGGAUGCUCGAGCUUUACGUACGACGUAUACUCCUCUUCGCCGUACGUCCGCGCACCUUGGUAUCAGUAUUCCGAGCAACUCAUCGAUAACGUUGAGGAGAAUGGGGGAACACACCCUGCAUUCCCUUUCCUAACUGGUAUGGGUGGAACCAACCGCGUCGGUAUCUUUGGUUACCUUGGCCUGGGUCUAUACUACGAUAGACUAGACAUUGACCCCACGCUGCCGCCACAGAUACCAUACCUGAACUACCGUACCUUUUACUGGAUGGGUCACGGCAUUAACGCUACCUCUAACUCAACACAUACGACGUUAGCACGUCUGCCACGAGAGAACUACACUCUGCCCUCAGCAAACGCGACGUACUUCGACAAGCCCAUCCCCGUCACGAUCGGUACCCGCAGCGGACGCGACAACACAACAUACGAGCUUGGAGACGAGCCAAUUGUAAUCCGUAACCGAGCAAUGGGCGAAACCCUUACUGUGGGCGGGAACAUACUCCAGUGCAAAGCCCUGCUGCCACCUCCACAGGGAAACAAGCCUGGUCAAUUUCCAAUUGCAGCCAUCGACGGUGCCGCAAGCACGAAAUGGCAACCUGAACUCGCCAACACCACGAGCUACCUGACCGUGGAUCUUGGUACCUCAUCUUUCUACCCAGUGAAUAAAGUUGUAAUGGACUGGGGUAACCAGCCACCCUCACACUUCGAAGUUUACUUUUCCAAUAGUACUCUACCACCAUUCGAAAGCCAGUCGGGAUCUGAUUCUGAUUCUGAUGUAAGGAACGUGGCGGCAGGAGAUGUAGAGAUCAGUGCGCCUUGGGAUCCGGUUACUGCUUAUGAGAUCAAGACGUAUAUUGGCAAUCAGACAAAUGUCAGCCUGGAGCAGAGUGUUUGGAGCGGACGUUAUGCGCACUUGGGUAUUCGGGGCAAUUUGUUCGCCGAGAACGCUACUGAUGGUGGGACGGUUGCGGAAUGGAGUUUGGUUCAAGAGGGGUAUUGAGCGAUAGAGUCUGAUGUCUGAUGAACACUAUGCUAGAUAUACAAAAAAGAUUAGACUUCUGAAAUCGCGUAGGAUUACGAUUUAACCUGAUGAUGCAAACGCCACUGAUCAUGU
Molecule: messenger RNA, 3620 nt
Organism: Alternaria alternata
Lineage: Eukaryota; Fungi; Ascomycota; Dothideomycetes; Pleosporales; Pleosporaceae
Exons: 1
Coding region: 456-3506 (1016 amino acids)
Biological process (GO): trehalose catabolic process
Cellular component (GO): fungal-type cell wall
Molecular function (GO): carbohydrate binding; alpha,alpha-trehalase activity
Source: RefSeq, a predicted model, not a curated record